GUAGAGGGCUCCACCAUGGCAGAGCGCAGGGGAAACUGGGACAAGGAAGAGGACAACCUGCCGGUUUAUCUCGCCCGACCCGGCACAGCUGACCAGGUGCCCCGGCAGAAAUCCGGCGGCUUGUUUAACAGCGUCGAGGGCGCAUUUGAGAGUAAAUCCAUAGACUUUGAUGCACUGAGCGUCGGCCAGAGGGGCUCCCGCACCCCGAGGACCGCCAAACGGCAGGCGAAGAGCCCGGCGAGUGACAACAAGAUCUCCCCUGAUGUGGAAAGUCCCGCAGCAAACAGGCGAGGAGGGAGAGACUCAGAUCGGGUUGAGAUCACAACCAGCGGCGGUAAAGAAGUGUUGCAGAACCUGGAACAUGAAAAGAGCGACAGGCUUCUGAUCAAAGGGGGGAGGAUUGUGAAUGAUGACCAGUCCUUCCAUGCUGAUAUCUACAUGGAGGAUGGCCUCAUUAAGCAGAUCGGCGACAACCUGAUCGUGCCCGGUGGGGUGAAAACCAUCGAGGCCAACGGGAAGAUGGUGAUCCCCGGUGGCAUUGACAUCCACACCCACUUCCAGAUGCCGUACCGUGGAACCACAACCGUGGACGACUUUGCUCAGGGAUCAAAGGCUGCUCUUGCCGGGGGCACGACCAUGAUCGUGGACCAUGUGAUCCCAGAUCCUGGCUGCAGCCUGAUGGCGGCCUAUGACCAGUGGAGGCAGUGGGCCGAUGAGAAGAGCUGCUGCGACUACUCCCUCCACGUGGACAUUACCCACUGGAAUGACAGUGUGAAGCAGGAAGUGGAAAACCUCAUCAAGGAGAAAGGUGUGAACUCGUUCCAGGUCUACAUGGCUUACAAGGACUACUACCAGAUGAGUAACAGUGAGCUCUAUGAUAUAUUUACUUUCUUGGCGGAGAGGGGAGGCAUCGCUGAGGUCCAUGCUGAAAAUGGCGAGAUCAUUGCUGAGGAGCAGACCCGCAUGCUGCAGAUGGGUAUCACUGGACCAGAGGGACACGUGCUGAGCAGGCCAGAAGAGCUGGAGGCAGAGGCGGUGUUUCGUGCCAUCACCAUCGCCAGCCAAACCAACUGUCCUCUCUAUGUGACCCGGGUCAUGAGCAAGAGUGCUGCUGACAUCAUCUCACAGGCCCGGAAAAAAGGACAUGUUGUUUUUGGGGAGCCAAUCACGGCCAGCCUGGGGACUGAUGGGACACACUACUGGAGCAAGAAUUGGGCCAAGGCGGCUUCUUUUGUAACAUCCCCUCCUCUUAGCCCUGAUCCCACCACUCCUGAUUAUCUGAACACACUGCUGUCCAGUGGGGACCUGAGCGUGACAGGCAGUGCUCACUGUACCUUCAGCGUGGCUCAGAAGGCCAUUGGAAAGGAUGACUUCACUCAGAUCCCAGAAGGUGUUAACGGAGUGGAGGAGAGGAUGACCCUCAUCUGGGAUAAAGCUGUGACUACAGGUAAGAUGGACGAAAACAUGUUUGUGGCAGUCACCAGCACCAACGCAGCUAAGAUCCUGAACCUGUACCCUCGUAAGGGUCGGAUUGCCGUGGGCUCUGAUGCCGACUUGGUCAUCUGGGACACAGACUCCAUCCGCACCAUCACCGCCAAGACACACAACUCGGCUACCGAGUACAAUGUCUUUGAGGGCAUGGAGCUGCGUGGAGCUCCACAAGUGGUGAUUUGCCAGGGGAAGAUUGUUCUGGAAGAUGGGAACCUGCAUGUCACCUCUGGCGUGGGUCGCUUCAUACCCUGCUCUCCCUUCCCUGACUUUGCUUACAAGCGUAUUAAAGCCAGGAAGCAGCUGGCGGUCCUGAGGGCUGUACCAAGGGGAAUGUACGACGGCCCGGUGUCUGAAUUCUCCAUGUCCCGUGGUGGCACCCCCUCGGCCUCGGCACGUACCUCUCCCACCAAACAGCCCGUCAGAAACCUGCACCAGUCUGCAUUUAGUCUAGCAGGUAACCCUGCUCCAUGUGGCCCCCCCACCCCAGAUGACAUCCCCAUCAGGCCUGCUGGCCGGCGUAUUGUAGUGCCCCCUGGUGGUCGUUCCAACAUCACAACCCUCAGUUAAACGGCAGGAAGACGAGGGGAAGCGACCAGAAAACGACAGCAGCCAGAGUGCAGGAUAGAGGGGGGGAGGGAGGGGGGAGGGAGGGAGGAGCAGAUGCAGAGGACCAUGAUUAGUUAAAAGUUACAAGAACAAAAACACUGAAUCCUCAUGCCUUACCUGACACAAUGCUACCUUGCUCAGAUGAGAACAGUAUCCGUUUUCCCAUUUGAAGUUGUAUUAAAGUGGUUCGAAAUUGCUACUAAAAGAUAAAGUUACCACCAACGCACAAUACACAGGACCAGUCUUUAGCUUCACUUCAUCUCAGUAUAGAAUACACCACAAAUGCAGUGAAAACAUGUUCACUUUGUGCUUUGGAGUAAAAGAGCAGACCAUCACAUUCAACCAAGGAAGUAAACAGUGUUCUCAAAGGAAAAUGGAGUCCACUUUUCUCAGUAUGAUGCAAUGGUUCUUUCAUCCUGCUUGGCUUUCAAUGUCACCCCCUUUUCAGUAGCCUGCUUUCUCCAUAGUCAGCAAAACAUAACACUAGAUCCCACAUUAGCCAUGUAUUAUCAUGCAGUACCGUUGAUUAGCUCUAGGUGGCAUUGUAUAUAAGUUAGAUGUAAUGUAGCUUUGUGAAUGAUGUUGCAGCGUGUUUGGGUUUACUCGACCAAGUUAAAGGUAUUCAUCAAGUCUCAGAGCGGGAGUGCCAUUGGACAUGAAGCUGCAUGGGCCACAAUAACAUGGGGGAUAUGAUUCCUAAUCCUUUUGCCCACCCUCCUCUGAAGGGCUUGAUGAAUACUAUCCGUCGUGAUGUAUUGAGUGAAUAAUACUGAUGUUAAAAAAGGAAGACAGACACACCUGCUUAAGAAAAGAUUUAGCGAAGAAUAAAUAAUUUUCAUUUUAGAAAGGGUAUUUACAACCAAAAAGUUUAUGAGUUUUUAUUUCCUGCACUCCAUCUUGUCUGUAUAAAAAAGAAACAUUUUAAAAGAAAAUGUCCUUUGCAUUUGCUUCUAGCUUAUUGGCUGCUUCUGUCACCCUGAAAUAAUAUUGAAAACGAGAAUGGAGGAAGAAAGAUAAAAAAAAAAUACUGUUCACUACAAAUACACUUAACUGUCCUUUGUAGCUCAACCAUAACUUGUAAUGAUGCUCUUUGCAAUUGAGGGAAAAAAAGAAAACCAGAUGCAAUUAAAUUAAUAAGUAAAAAACACCUGCUUUCAGAUAACAGCACUUCACCUCCUGCUUUACUUUUUCAUUCCUGACGAACUGGGCUCUCAUUUUAGAACAAGAGGAAGACCAUCAUUCUCUUGUCAUUUUAACAAAGCCCUCUGUUGCAAUCCUGACCAAUACUAAUACAACAUAAGCCUGAAUAUAACUAUGGGCCUAAGUAAGUUUACCUGAGACACUCUGAGAGAACUGAUUGUGUUGGGGCGCCUUUGAGCACUUUGUUUUCACGUCUCUGCUGUUUUCUGAUAAGGCAGAGGAUUGUGGUGCAGUAAGGGGAGCUUUUAUUUUGUCACUGUCCCACUGUGGGGGAGGGCGGGAAGGAGAGAGUAUUUUUUAUUUGGCAGUGGUGGGGCAGAUGCUGAGGCAGGCACAAGUGGUGGUUUGUUGUAUUUAUGUUUGACAACCUUUGGUAUUGUUUUUGUUAUUUCUUUUUUACUGUUGUAUCAAAACCCAGAAAUGGCAGGUCAAAAAUAAGGUGUGUUGUGGAGGUUAGAUUUGUUUCCUGAAUAAACAUGAGUUGCAACUGA
Messenger RNA from Etheostoma spectabile (orangethroat darter), 3788 nucleotides. RefSeq names its product dihydropyrimidinase like 3 (gene dpysl3). Gene Ontology annotation, cellular component: cytosol; cytoplasm. Bases 16 to 2058 code for a protein of 680 amino acids. The record is from RefSeq and is a predicted model, not a curated record. NCBI's taxonomy places the organism in Eukaryota, Metazoa, Chordata, Actinopteri, Perciformes, Percidae. Gene Ontology annotation, molecular function: hydrolase activity, acting on carbon-nitrogen (but not peptide) bonds, in cyclic amides. The transcript has 14 exons. Gene Ontology annotation, biological process: actin crosslink formation.